Messenger RNA from Armigeres subalbatus, 2184 nucleotides. RefSeq lists its product as uncharacterized. The transcript has a single exon. NCBI's taxonomy places the organism in Eukaryota, Metazoa, Arthropoda, Insecta, Diptera, Culicidae. Bases 1 to 2184 code for a protein of 727 amino acids. The record is from RefSeq and is a predicted model, not a curated record.
AUGGAGAUCAAUUUCGGAUGUUUCUGGAACCAGAAAACCAGAAUCUUUUCACAGCUCAUGAAUUCAGUAGUGGCCGCAAAUAGACCAGCUGAUCCAGCCACGCAACUACAGGCGAGUACAUCAGGUGUUCCCAUUCCUCAGCCGUCGCCACUGGAAUUGGAAGGUGACAUGUCAGAAAAUUUUGAAUUUUUCGAGCGAAGCUGGGAAAAUUACUCGAAAGCUAUCGGUAUGGACAAGUGGCCAGCUACGGAUAAUGAAAGAAUAGUGAGUUUUCUGUUAACCGUAAUCGGCGAGCCGGCGAGGAAAAAGUUCUUCAACUUCGAGCUUACGGCGCAACAGAAAACUGAUCCACAAGCAGCUCUCGCAGCCAUCAAGGAUAAGGUGAUCGCUAAAAGGAAUCUAAUCAUAGAUCGACUUGAUUUUUUCUCGGCUGGACAAACGACUGGCGAAUCAAUAGACGAUUUUAGUACCAGGUUAAAAGUACUGGCUAAAGUGGCCAAGCUGGGAGUUCUAGAGAAGGAACUUCUAGCUUAUAAGAUUGUAACAGCUAACAAGUGGCCUAAACUUCGUACAAAAAUGUUGACGAUUACGGACAUAACACUCGAGAAAGCUAUUGAUUUGUGCAGAGCUGAAGAAAUUGCUGCCAAAAGGGCACACGAGCUUGGAAUCCCAGAAGUGAAUAAAGUGACAAAAGUAAGAAGUUCGUCUAAUCAGAGGCUACUACGUUGCAAAUUCUGCGGUGAUACACACGAGUUUGCUAAAGGUGUCUGUCCUGCCUUGGGCAAACGGUGCCACAAAUGCAAGGGUAAGAACCAUUUUGAGAAGGUCUGCAAGUUUUCCGAAAGAUCGAAGAGUCGUAAAACAAGAAGAGUUAAAGAAGUGAAAGAAGAUUACAGUGAUACGGAUUCUGAUGGUGACUCAGCUAGUGAAGCAUCGCCGGAAGCAUCCGAAGAAGAGUGCGAGAUCGGGAAAAUUUUCGACAACUCGGGAAACGGAGGAAGCGUUGUGGCAGAAGUGAACUUGAAGUUUAACGAAUCGUGGAAGAAAAUAAAAUGUGAAUUAGAUACCGGCGCGAAUACGAGUCUCAUUGGACAUGCUACUCUGGCAAAGCUCACGGGAGUUCCGGAACCGCAAAUGCUACCGUCAAAGUUCCGUCUUCAAAGUUUCGGCGGUAAUCCAAUCAACGUGCUCGGACAAGUAAAAGUGCCAUGUCGCCGUCAAGGUAAGAAGUUUAUCCUUGUACUUCAAGUAGUUGACGUAGAUCAUUGUCCGCUCUUGUCGGCAAAAGCGUCACGUGAACUUGGUCUCGUGAAGUUUUGUAACGAGGUGACAUUUGGAAAACAUAACGCAGUCAAACGGAAUGCGGAAUCAGAAAAGCUAUUCAACAUAUAUCGAGUUGAGGCACAAAAAAUCGUCAAACAUCACGAAGAGCUAUUCCAUGGAUAUGGUAAACUACAAGGAACGGUAAGUUUGGAGCUCGAUCAUACCGUUAAACCUUCGAUACAACCACCACGUCGGGUCCCUAUCGCACUUAGAGACAAGUUAAAACUUGAACUGGAAUCGCUUGAGAAGGAGGGUAUAAUCACGAAGGAAACAAAUCAUACUGAUUGGGUCAGCAACAUAGUCAUAGUUCAACGAGGUGGAUCAAAGGCAGGGAUCAGAAUUUGUCUGGAUCCAAUUCAUCUCAACAAGGCGCUUAUGAGACCUAAUCUUCAGUUCGUUACUCUGGACGAGAUACUGCCGGAAUUGGGCAAGGCGAAGGUUUUUUCCACAAUGGAUACUCGAAAAGGAUUUUGGCACGUAGUGUUAGACGAAAAAAGCAGCAAGUUAACCACAUUCUGGACUCCGUUUGGUCGAUACCGAUGGACGCGUUUACCAUUUGGCAUUGCAUCAGCUCCGGAAAUCUUCCAAAUUAAACUACAGGAAGCAAUCGAGGGAUUGGAAGGUGUAGAGUGUAUCGCGGAUGAUUUGCUAUUGUUCGGAGUUGGAAAUUCCAUCGAAGAGGCACUAGCAAACCACAAUGCUUGCCUGAAAAAAUUGCUUUGUCGUUUGGAACAACAUAACAUCAAACUCAACAAAUCCAAACUGAAACUUUGUGAAAAGUCAGUUAUGUUUUAUGGACACUUGCUCACCGAUGAAGGUCUCAAACCAGAUGAGUCAAAAAUCGAAGCUAUUCGUAAGUAA